AAAGUGCAAUAGGCAAGUUUUUGUGCGUGUACAUGUGGGUUCUCUGUAUGUUGAAGUCCUCAGUUCACCUGCAGGAGGAGCUGUGGCUUGCUGCAGCCUCUUUGGAGCAGAAGAGAGAGAUCCCUCUUUUUCUCCUUCAGUGGCAUGAAUAAUAUCCCCAGUGCUGGAGAGAGAGCAUAUCAAGAGGCAAACGCGUAGGGGAGUGAGAUAGUAGCCAGUGUGACAGAUAAGAGCGUGGCAGAACUUGUCUUCCUGACUGUACCGUGGGCCAGGGAAAGAGAGAACAAGUCCACAAGAGUGUCAGUCUGCUGCCUGCACAACAAAACACACUUGCUCACACAUAGCCAGACCCCACCGCACCAGAAGUUCAGAGAGAAGACUGGCCACAAAAAGGUGGGUUGGCUGAAGUUUUGUUUUGUGGAUUCACCCAAAUACUAUGGCUUUCCUCAAACUGAGCUUUGUUGUCCUGUAGAGGAGUUUUGUGUAUCCCCUCCAGAAGAACUUGUCUCGUGCUUGCAGCUUGAGGGAGGAUGGAGAAGCUGUCAGGGAAAGAUAAGGAGCUGAUACGAGGCAGCUGGGAAAGCCUGGGCAAGAACAAAGUUCCUCAUGGUGUCAUCUUGUUCUCCAGAUUAUUUGAGCUGGACCCCACGCUCCUCAGUCUUUUCGCCUACAGUACAAACUGUGGUUCCACACAAGACUGCCUCUCAAGCCCUGAGUUCCUGGACCAUGUCACCAAGGUGAUGCUUGUGAUCGAUGCAGCAGUCAGCCACCUGGAUGAUCUUCACUCCUUGGAGGAAUUUCUGCUCAACCUGGGGAGGAAGCAUCAGGCAGUGGGAGUCAGCACACAGUCAUUUGCUUUGGUGGGUGAGUCCCUUCUCUACAUGUUGCAGUGCAGUCUGGGCCAGGCCUACACAGCGCCACUGCGUCAAGCCUGGCUCAACAUGUACAGCAUCGUGGUAGCGGCAAUGAGCCAAGGGUGGGCCAAGAAUGGUGAGGACAAGGCCGACUGAGGCGCACAGUGGGAGCUGCUGAGCAGUUGCUGUCAAAUCAUCAGAACGGUUGCCAUGGAAUAAGGUUGUGUAACUGUGCAGCAUUGUGCUUUCAGCGGCUGUACAUUUGCUCUGUGAGUGGGGUAGUUUAGCAUAGCGAAUGUAUGGUUAAGUUACACUUUUAAACCAGAUCUGCUGAUCGCAGUUUGUUUUCUUUGCUGUGGAUAUUUAGCUAUCAGGCAACGUUGCUAUACAGCUGAGAGUCUGAGUCAGCCAGUUUGGUACUUCUGUGUUUGGACGUGUAAUCUGAGCACCUGACUCAGAGAGAAAGCAUUAAAUAUUAAUGUUGAGUCUCUUUGUAUAUAUACUCAAAUGAUAGCAGUGACUGUAGUGGUCUUUGUGAUGUAUCUUAAGAGUUGCACACUUGUGAAACACAAUAUAAUAUAUUUAAGCAUCACACACUACUCAAACUGUGACUGUUGCUGUGGCCAGCAAAGGCAGCUCUACAUCUAACUGGAACACAGUGAUAUUUAAAACUUGUGGGACAAUGCAAUGUGAUUUUACAGGAGAAAGUCAGAUCAUGUUAAUUGUAAUCAAGACUUUGUGUUUAUAUUUAGCUUUUUUUUUUUGCUUUUUAAUUUUUUUAAUUUAUAUUACACGUUACAUUUUUUGGUAAGUGACUGUUAUCUGAAUUUUAAGCUACUGCAAUUAAUAAAUCAAGUUUAUUACAUAUUACUCAAUGGCCUCUGACAUGAACUGUUAUACUUUGAUAGCUUUCUUCAGUGAUCUAUGACUGUUAAGGUGUUCAUGUGCACCUUACUCGAUGUGAUGCUCCCCUCAGUCGAGGUUUCAGUAGGCGUUAAAUGACUGUUAAACUAACAGACUGUUACGUGACUAAAACAUUUGACAGUAAAGGGCAAAGUAGAGGAAUUAUAACAUCUUUGUUCCUUGGCUAGCAGUUUCAUUUAUUGUUAGUGUGAAGUGGUUUUGUUGUGUAGUAGUUGCUUAUCUUACAAAUGCUUAUUAACUACAUUGUUGUGGCUACAAAUGUAAUAUUACCUCGACUUUAAGGAUGAAAAUAACCUGACCAGGAUGCGUUUGUGGAAGUGAGGCUUGACUGACGAAGACUUUCCCUUAAAUUUAUUAAUUCAAAACAAAUAACAGAGAAUCUGUGUGCUGAAACUGUCCAAUAUAUGAGUAUUAUAAUUACUGUUAAUACCAUAAAACUGUAUGUAUUCAUCUACAGAUGUUAUUUAUGUUCAUGGACACAUUGCCAAGUAACUUAACAGAGCGCCAAGUAUUACAUAAUAACACCAUUUAACUGUAAAUCCAAGCUGCUGAUAUGUGGUUAUUGCUUUAGUCUGAGUAUAUAUUUUUAAAGUUUAUUUUUAUACUCCAAAUUGUAUAUUUUGUGAAAGAGCUUUUUUUUGUUUGUGUUUCUUUUUUUGCUCCCAAAUAUCAUGCUGAAUAUAUCUCUCAGAUAUAUUAUCUUAUUGUAUACGGAUUUCAGUUAACAAAUCCUAUACACCAAUACAAAUGAGCUGUUUUGAUUCAGUUUAAUUUAAUCUGAAUAAUAAAACAACAGCUAAAUCUCCAACUCUUAUAGAAAAAUAUAAAAACAAGUUUUUAUAUUGAACUCUUUUAUUCCUACAUUGUCUGUUCAGUCUGUGCAGCCCACAGGUGUAAUGUUUGUUAACUGGCUGUGUAGGUGGUGUAUUUAUAGUGAUAAUUUCUUAGUAUUUGUACGCAGCCCUAUUCAGGUUGUUUUCCUCCACGUGUCUGUUUUCAAUUAACCAACUGUAAGCAUUUAUAGCCAAGAUGACUAACAACUGAUUUGUUAAUUUUGUAACAUCCAGAUGUGUACAUAUUGGGUGUGUCACUGUCUACCUCAUCAUUAUCAGCUGCUAUUGAACAGUGAUGACUUCACCUAGUUAUCCUUCAACCAAAAAAAUGCACAUUAUUGUUCGUGUCAAUCCAAGCACGCACUCUUUGUAAACUGAAUUCCAUCCUACAUUUUAAAAAAGAACAUGUUGUGUGUUUACUUGAUACUAAAUAAAGUGAUCUGUGGGUAUUUUACUGCUAAAUGAGGUCAGUGUGUUUUCCUCUUGGUCUUAAGAGUGUUUGUCACAGCCAACAGAGGUCAGCUUUUAAAAUCAAUCAUACGAUGGCUGAUUUCCUUCCCACUGACAGCACAUCCUUUUAGCAUUACAUAAGAUCCAAGCGUUGAAUGGCUCAUCUCCCUUGGCUGCAAAGAUGAGGGCGACUUUAGGCGCAUCAGCCCACUUACUCAUGCAGCUGCAUGAUGUCACAUUGAAAAUGUUAUUAGAGUUUUGCCAAAUUCUU
Molecule: messenger RNA, 3332 nt
Organism: Melanotaenia boesemani (Boeseman's rainbowfish)
Lineage: Eukaryota; Metazoa; Chordata; Actinopteri; Atheriniformes; Melanotaeniidae
Gene: ngb
Product: neuroglobin
Exons: 5
Coding region: 531-1010 (159 amino acids)
Molecular function (GO): oxygen binding; heme binding
Source: RefSeq, a predicted model, not a curated record